This is a messenger RNA of Neocloeon triangulifer, 753 nucleotides long. RefSeq names its product transmembrane protein 18 (gene Tmem18). Gene Ontology annotation, cellular component: nuclear membrane. The coding region runs from base 155 to 601 and encodes 148 amino acids. The transcript has 4 exons. Lineage: Eukaryota; Metazoa; Arthropoda; Insecta; Ephemeroptera; Baetidae. The record is from RefSeq and is a predicted model, not a curated record.
GGGGAAAAGUAAAAGUUGACAAGAAAAACAUGAAACGUAAACAAAACAGCAGAAGAUAAUUUGAUUGUGCGUAAAAUAAACUGGCCGAAUUUGAUUAGCACCGUGGCAAUUGCACAGAGAAAAAAUAAUACAUUUUACGUGAUUUUACGUAACGAUGUCUAGUCAACCAGAGCAUAUCGAUGGCAUAAUAAGCUUUUUGAAAACAAUUGACUGGACUGAUCCAUGGCUGAUGUUGCUAAUUUCCGUUCAUCUGAUUUUGACAAUGACAGUCCUGUUGACCAGGAACAUGGCAAAUGUGCAGGCACUUCUUUUCACUGUGAUGUUGUUCUCUGUAUAUUUUUCGGAAAACAUCAACAUCUACGCUGCGGAAAGAUGGAGGUCAUUUUCUCGGCAGCAGUACUUUGACAGCAAAGGGAUGUUCAUCUCUAUAAUUUUCUCGAUCCCAAUGCUCUUCAACUGCAUGAUCAUGGUGGCAAAUUGGUUAUGGCAAUCAUCGGAACUCUUAACACAAUUGAAAGUGGCCCAAAUGAGACAAAUGAUGAGGCAAAACACAAUUCCAUCUGAUGGAAAUGCCACAGAACAACACGAGAAAAAUGAAUGACAAAGAAAUUUGAAUUUCUUCUCAAAGAUGUACCACUGCUUACUCUUGGAAGAGAUUAAAAGACUUAACAGAUCAAAAAUUUUAAAAAUUGUGCCUGAAUUCUCUAUUUGUUAGCAGAUGUGUGAAAUAAAAUUUUACUGCUAUUAUUUGCA